This is a messenger RNA of Rosa chinensis, 802 nucleotides long. Its product is annotated as UPF0047 protein YjbQ. NCBI's taxonomy places the organism in Eukaryota, Viridiplantae, Streptophyta, Magnoliopsida, Rosales, Rosaceae. The coding region runs from base 84 to 638 and encodes 184 amino acids. The record is from RefSeq and is a predicted model, not a curated record. The transcript has 7 exons.
UAAACCCAAAACUCUCCACAGCAUUUUUCCCAAUUUUCGUACAUUUGGGCUUUUUUCUUGUUUCUUAAACAGCUUGGUCCGCAAUGCAAAGCUCACUGUCGUUCCUCUCUGUGGCGAAGCCCCUCUCAGUCUCAUCUCCGGUUCGCAUCAAGUGUUCAUUGUUCACCGCCCCAAGCACCACCGACCCCAAUUCAAUGGCAGCUUCCGGUCCCAAGUGGGCCCAGAAGACCAUAACUCUGCCUCCCCAGAGAAGAGGCUGCCACCUCAUCACCCCUAAGAUAAUGAAGGAAAUCGGGCAGGACUUGUCUGGAUUCAACUGCGGACUUGCUCACCUCUUCUUGCAACACACAAGUGCUUCUCUUACUAUCAAUGAGAACUAUGACUCUGAUGUUCGUACCGAUACAGAGACAUUCCUUAAUAGGAUAGUUCCUGAGGGGGCAUCUGCACCGUGGAGACAUACCCUUGAAGGCCCAGAUGACAUGCCGGCACACAUUAAAUCAUCAAUGUUUGGCUGCCAACUGUCGAUUCCAAUCACAAAUGGGAAGCUUAACAUGGGAACUUGGCAGGGAAUAUGGUUGUGUGAGCAUCGUGACGAACCUACCGCUCGGAAAGUUGUGGUCACGCUUAAUGGAAUAUGAGAUGCUGCAAUUUGGAACUUCAUGGUUUCUUUCAUCCAGUUUGCCAAUGAAGUUGUACUUAAGCAUCUACUCUGUUAAUCAGAUGUUUACAUGCUACUGUCUGCAACUUCUAUAACUGAAUAUCUGAUAUUACUAAUGAUACCUUGGUACUUGUAAAAACUUUA